Messenger RNA from Scomber scombrus (Atlantic mackerel), 2807 nucleotides. RefSeq names its product gelsolin a (gene gsna). Bases 110 to 2302 code for a protein of 730 amino acids. Gene Ontology annotation, molecular function: actin filament binding; phosphatidylinositol-4,5-bisphosphate binding. Gene Ontology annotation, biological process: actin polymerization or depolymerization; barbed-end actin filament capping; actin filament severing. Gene Ontology annotation, cellular component: cytoplasm; actin cytoskeleton. The record is from RefSeq and is a predicted model, not a curated record. Lineage: Eukaryota; Metazoa; Chordata; Actinopteri; Scombriformes; Scombridae. The transcript has 16 exons.
UCGACGCAUCUCUGCCCCCGCUGCAGCUAGAAGCGCUCGCCGCGGCUCAGCUCUACACCCGUCCGUCCGUCCAACCCCGACAACAACCUUCGCACCUUCAGCAGACAGAAUGGCAGCGCACCACCCAGAGUUCGAGAAGGCCGGACAGAAGCCAGGCCUCCAGGUGUGGAGGGUGGAGAGCUUUGACCUGGUGCCCGUUCCCGAGAACCUGUAUGGGGGAUUUUACAGCGGAGACGCCUAUCUCAUCCUCAACACCAUCAAACAACGCUCAGGGAACCUGCAGUAUGAUCUCCAUUUCUGGUUGGGUGAUCACUGCACCCAGGAUGAGAGCGGCUCAGCGGCCAUCUUUACAGUCCAAAUGGACGACUUCCUCGGCGGGAAACCUAUCCAGUAUCGCGAGGUCCAGGGACACGAGUCCAAAACCUUUAUGGGCUACUUCAAGUCUGGCAUCAAAUACAUGAUAGGAGGUGUGGCAUCUGGGUUCAAGCACGUCGUCACCAAUGAGGUGGUGAUGCAGCGGCUGUUGCAGGUCAAAGGUCGUCGUGUUGUCCGGGCAACAGAGGUGCCGGUCAGCUGGGACAGCUUCAACAUGGGAGACUGCUUUAUCCUGGAUAUGGGUGAUGAGAUCUUCCAGUGGUGUGGCUCCCAGAGCAACCGCUUUGAGAAGCUGAAGGCCACGCAGGUCGCCAAGGGUAUCCGUGACAACGAGCGCAGCGGGAGGGCCCGAGUGUACGUCUGUGACGAGGGGAUGGAGAGAGAGAAGAUGUUAGAAGUUUUAGGCCCUAAACCAGAUCUGCCUGUCGGAGCCUCUGAUGACAUCAAGGCUGAUGCUUCCAACAGGAAGAGGGCCAAACUCUACAAGGUGUCCAAUGCCAGCGGAGGAAUGACCAUCGCACUGGUGGCAGCAGAAAACCCGUUCGCCCAGAGCGCCCUGGAGUCCGGUGACUGCUUCAUUCUGGACCACGGCUCUGACGGCAGGAUCUUCGUCUGGAAGGGCAAAGACGCCAACAUGGACGAGCGAAAGGCGGCGAUGAAGGCGGCGGAUGAGUUCAUCAAGAAGAUGGGUUACCCCAAACACACGCAGGUCCAGAUCCUGCCAGAGAUGGGCGAGACGCCGCUAUUCAAGCAGUUCUUCAAAAACUGGCGGGACAAAGAUCAGACAGAGGGCCUGGGCAUCGCCUACAUCGCCAACAGCAUCGCCAAGAUCGAGAAGGUGGCCUUCGACGCCGCCACCCUGCACGAGUCUGCUGCCAUGGCCGCCCAGCACGGCAUGGUGGAUGACGGCAGCGGAGAGAAACAGAUCUGGCGCAUUGAGGCUUCUGACAAGGUGCCAGUGGAUCCGUCCACAUACGGACAGUUCUACGGAGGAGACAGCUACAUCAUCCUGUACAACUACUCUCAUGGAGGACGCCAGGGACACAUUAUCUACAUGUGGCAGGGAAUGGACUCCAGUCAGGAUGAAAUCGGGGCGUCCGCGAUCCUCGGCGCCCAGCUGGAUGACGAGCUCGGCGGUGGUCCUGUACAGGUGAGGGUGAUGCAGGGUAAGGAGCCGGCCCAUCUCAUGAGUCUGUUUGGAGGAAAGCCCAUGGUGGUGUACAAGGGAGGAACGUCCAGAGACGGAGGUCAGUCCGCUCCUGCUGAAACUCGACUCUUCCAGGUGCGCUCCAACUCCGCUGGACACACCAGAGCUGUGGAGCUGGACGCAGUGGCAUCCAACCUGAACUCAAAUGACGCGUUUAUCCUGGUGACCGCCGGAGACUCCUUCAUGUGGGUGGGAGUUGGUGCCAGUGACACAGAGAAGCAGGGAGCUCAGCAGCUGUGUGAAAUCCUGGGAGUGUCGACCUCCGAGCUCUCUGAGGGAGGAGAGACAGAUCAGUUCUGGGAGGCUCUGGGAGGUAAGACAGAAUACCGCACUUCUACCAGACUCAAGGACAAGAUGGACAGUCAUCCACCCAGACUCUUCGCCUGCUCCAAUAAGACUGGAAACUUCAUCAUCGAAGAGGUACCUGGGGAGCUGACCCAAGAUGACCUCGCCACUGAUGAUGUCAUGAUUCUCGACACCUGGGAGCAGGUGUUUGUCUGGAUCGGUAACGAGGCCCAGGAGGAAGAGAAGACUGAAGCAAUGGCGUCUGCGGUCCGUUACAUCGAGACAGAUCCGGCUAAUAGGGACCGCAGAACCCCCAUUGUGAAGAUCAAGCAGGGCUUCGAGCCACCCACCUUCACCGGCUGGUUCCUGGGCUGGGACCACGACUACUGGACCAGCGACCCCCUGGAGCGUGCUAUGGCUGAACUGGCCCUGUGAGCUCUCACCUGACCCUCCCCUCCUCUCUCUGUCAGCCCCCGCUGCUCCGCUACAAGCACUGAGCUCCAAUCAUGAGACUUUUUUCAGCUGCCAGUACACAAUGAACCAAGAGGAGUUUCUUUUUUUUUUUUUUUACUUUCUGUAAUAUUUUUAAGGGAUACAGGUCGAUGAAGCAGUGUUUUUAGUCACUUUGUCACUCAUUCUAGUAAUGCCUUUUUACCUGUUAGUAGAACUUCAACAGACACACUGACUUCCUGUAGGGUUUUGCACUAAAUACAACCUGCUACCAUGUUUAUAGAAGACAGUUUUCUCAUUUAUAUUAUAUUUUGAAAAACCUGUUCUCUAGUGAAAUACUGCAACAGCAAACACAUGGCAAAAAAUCCUCAAUGUGCUAUAACCUCUGAACUCACUGCCAAGAAAACACCACCUAGAAAAAGCAAUACAAGUGAUGCCUUAAUAUCCUUUCCUUUAGUUUACAUUAAACCUGCUUUUUUCUUUCUUUUUU